CGGCAGCGGCGCAGCCAGAGCCUAGGUCGGCCCCGGGGCCGGUAGCAGGAAGGAGAGGUGUCCCGACCGCUUGGCAGUACCUCCCCUCGGCCUUUCCCCACAUCCACUUCCCUGGGGCUGUCGGCCCCUCUGGCUCGGCUUCAGCUAAAGCGACCGCCGGUCUCGAGACGAGGGACUGCACCGUCCUCCUCUCCCAGCAAGGGGGCUCCAGAGACUGCCCAGCCAGGAAGUCUGGCUGCCUGGGCAUUCGGCAAGAGGAUUGUGCUGGGACCUUGGGAAGUGGUGAGGUUCUCUAGAAGGCAGGACAGCCCUUUGGUAAUGCCCAGGGCUCCAGGAAGAGAUGUCCUUGUGGCUGGAGUCCCCAGUGCCUGAUGUUUCUCCUGACUCUGUGGUGGAGCUCUGGGAGUCGGAUGUGCAAGAUGCAAGCAGCCAGAUGCUGGGAGGCAGCAACUGCAUCCUCAGGGAGGAAACCAGAACACCCCAACCCACCCGGGGUACUUCAGGAGUGGGGCUGGAAGCAGCAGAACCCGCAGCCCGGCUCCCCAGGGCAAAGCCCUCUCCAGAGUCCACAGAGCUCCGUCCACCAAAACGGAAAAAGGGACCAGCUCCCAAAAUGCUGGGCAACGAGCUAUGCAGUGUGUGUGGGGACAAGGCCUCGGGCUUCCACUACAAUGUGCUGAGCUGUGAGGGCUGCAAGGGAUUCUUCCGUCGCAGUGUCAUCAAGGGGGCGCGCUACGUCUGUCACAGCGGUGGCCACUGCCCCAUGGACACCUAUAUGCGUCGCAAGUGCCAGGAGUGUCGGCUUCGCAAAUGCCGUCAGGCUGGCAUGCGAGAGGAGUGUGUCCUAUCAGAAGAACAGAUCCGCCUGAAGAAACUGAAGCGGCAAGAGGAGGAGCAGGCUCAGACCACAUCCGUGUCACCUAGGGCUUCCUCACCUACCCAGGUCCUGCCCCAGCUCAGCCCUGAACAACUGGGCAUGAUUGAGAAGCUGGUUGCUGCCCAGCAGCAGUGCAAUAGACGUUCCUUCUCUGAUCGGCUUCGAGUCACGCCUUGGCCCAUGGCACCAGAUCCCCAGAGCCGGGAGGCCCGUCAGCAGCGCUUUGCCCACUUCACUGAGCUGGCCAUCGUCUCUGUGCAGGAAAUUGUUGACUUUGCCAAGCAGCUGCCUGGCUUCCUACAGCUCAGCCGGGAGGACCAGAUUGCCCUGCUGAAGACCUCUGCCAUUGAGGUGAUGCUUCUGGAGACAUCUCGGAGGUACAACCCUGGGAGUGAGAGUAUCACCUUCCUCAAGGACUUCAGUUAUAACCGGGAAGACUUUGCCAAAGCAGGGCUGCAGGUGGAGUUCAUCAACCCCAUCUUCGAAUUCUCCAGGGCCAUGAAUGAGCUGCAACUCAAUGAUGCCGAGUUUGCUUUGCUUAUUGCCAUCAGCAUCUUCUCUGCAGACCGGCCCAACGUGCAGGACCAGCUCCAGGUAGAGAGGCUGCAACACACAUAUGUGGAGGCCCUGCAUGCCUACGUCUCCAUCCACCACCCCCAUGACCGACUAAUGUUUCCACGGAUGCUAAUGAAACUGGUGAGCCUCCGGACACUGAGCAGCGUCCACUCAGAGCAAGUGUUUGCACUGCGCCUGCAGGACAAAAAGCUUCCCCCGCUGCUCUCUGAGAUCUGGGAUGUGCACGAAUGACUGUUCUUCCCCCAUACCUUCUGUUUUCUGGGUCUGACUGUCUGAGGCCCAGUGACCACCUCUUAGAGGUGGAGCUGACUGAGAAGGGCAAACAUUCCCAAGGGGUGGAGGGGAGUCAGGGGAGGUCCUCAUGGGGCACUAAAAGAGCGUCAAAGGGUUGGGAGUUCUGUGGCUGCUGGGCAGUUGGGAUCCUGCUAAAGCUGUGCUCCAUCUGAAGAUCACACUGACUCAGCCAAAUGGAUGAACCUGGGGGGCCACAUUGCACAAGGUUCUCCAGGGCCCAGCCCAUCCUGCCUCCACCACUUCCUGUUUUCCCCACAGGGCCCCAAGAGAAAUUCUCCACUGUCACUCUGUGGCUUGGCCAUAAAUGCCUCAGGGCUGCUUCACUGAUAGGUCUGGCAUCAUUUGAACAGGAAAACCAAAAUGAAUGCAGAAUGAGAGAAAGCAAUUUCUGGAUUGGGGCUGGGGGCAUGGGAGAAGAGAAAGAAGCCUCCGUCUCUCUUAGGACCCACCUCCAGAACCAGAGAAGGGAGUUAGUCACAAGUGACAGCCCUGGCAAUGAGAAGGACCUCCUUUUACUAGCCCUAUUGCAUCAUAUAGGGUCGCUAUGAGUCGGAAUUGACUUGAGGGCAACGGGUUUGGCUUUUUUUUUUACUUGCACAUAUGGGUAAAUGAAUUGCUGAUGUUUA
Loxodonta africana (African savanna elephant) is the source of this 2373-nucleotide messenger RNA. It is a transcript of the gene NR1H3, whose product is annotated as nuclear receptor subfamily 1 group H member 3. The record is from RefSeq and is a predicted model, not a curated record. The coding region runs from base 341 to 1684 and encodes 447 amino acids. Gene Ontology annotation, biological process: cell differentiation; positive regulation of transcription by RNA polymerase II; negative regulation of inflammatory response. The transcript is spliced from 11 exons. Gene Ontology annotation, molecular function: nuclear receptor activity; RNA polymerase II cis-regulatory region sequence-specific DNA binding; zinc ion binding. Lineage: Eukaryota; Metazoa; Chordata; Mammalia; Proboscidea; Elephantidae.